GUCAAAAUAUAUGUGCUCUGUGCACUUUUAAAAUGAAAAGAUUAUGAAAAUGAAUAUGACGAGUUUGUUUUUAUUUUAACAUCAAAAGAAAUUACUUUGCACUGUAAUUUACAAUUGAUAAUCAUAUAAUAUUCAAAUAUGUCCAACGGUCAACAUAGACAUGUUUGGCGAAUAGUCUUCAGUAACUUUAUUAAUUCCUUUAGGCCAAGGCAAAUUCAAGGGAACCAUAUAGGUAAAGAUUACAUAGGGAACACAUACUACGAAAUCCCAGCAAAUCCAAGUAUUGGUAAGAGAAAAGCAUCACGAUGGUAUGACCCUCCUAAGGGUCAAGACUUUCAGGACCCCAUACCAGCUGAAUGGGAAUCUUGGCUUAGAAUGCGAAGAGUGGAACCCCCAACAGCGGAAGAAAUUGAGAAAAACCUUGCCAUAGCAGAGUUGAAAAAGGUAAAUGCAGAUAAACUUGAACAACAAAGGCUUGCUGAAGGUGGUUCUCUUCCUUCCACAGUGGAAAAGGGUCAUGAGUCUUAUCCAAAAUACCCAGAAUACCAUGGAGGGGAUCCUGAAAACCAAUAUAAAAAUAAUUAGAUAUAAGUAGGUAAUCCACUAUUGUUUGUAUAUCUCUAUCUACCUAGUUGUACUAGUUUUAGUUUAAAUAAAUGCUUUAAUUUAUUUUUUC
This is a messenger RNA of Pararge aegeria (speckled wood butterfly), 676 nucleotides long. Its product is annotated as NADH dehydrogenase [ubiquinone] 1 alpha subcomplex assembly factor 2. The record is from RefSeq and is a predicted model, not a curated record. Lineage: Eukaryota; Metazoa; Arthropoda; Insecta; Lepidoptera; Nymphalidae. The transcript is spliced from 4 exons. Gene Ontology annotation, biological process: mitochondrial respiratory chain complex I assembly. Bases 139 to 585 code for a protein of 148 amino acids. Gene Ontology annotation, cellular component: membrane.